Ornithodoros turicata is the source of this 3138-nucleotide messenger RNA. RefSeq names its product E3 ubiquitin-protein ligase Bre1-like (gene Bre1). The coding region runs from base 270 to 3029 and encodes 919 amino acids. NCBI's taxonomy places the organism in Eukaryota, Metazoa, Arthropoda, Arachnida, Ixodida, Argasidae. Gene Ontology annotation, molecular function: metal ion binding; ubiquitin protein ligase activity. The transcript is spliced from 11 exons. Gene Ontology annotation, cellular component: HULC complex; nucleus. The record is from RefSeq and is a predicted model, not a curated record.
AUUUGUCAUUUACGGACGGGUAAGGCGACACACAAUUGUAAAGCCGUACAAACAUCAUUUCUGCUGUCAUUUCGGAUCAAGGGGUGCAUUUUCAGUCCAACGGGCGAUCUAAGUAUCACCUGGAGCACUUCAAUUAUAUUUUUCUCCAAAAUUGUGUUUGCUAUGCACUUCCUAUGAAGUCUUUCAUAUUAACCGGUUGGGGCAACUCUAGUAUGAGCAUCAUGAAGCAACGUCGUCUUGAAUAGGUAACCUGACUCCAUUGAUGGAAUAUGGGGUCAAAGCGCCCUGCAGAUGGAAGCGGUGGCUCGGCACCGAAGAAGGUCCACUUCGAGCCUUUCAGAAUCGGACAAGUGUCAACCUUGGAGGAAAUGGAUAUGAAGACAUUGCAGUUUCAAAAUCGCAAACUGUCGCAACGAUUAGAACAGCGCGUAAAGCAGGAGGCAGAACUGCGGGCCCGCGUUGAGCAGCUGGAGAAACGUCAAACUUCUGACGAGGGUCUACUCACCGUUGUCAACCGGUACUGGAACCAGCUGAAUGAAGACCUGCGUGUCCUGCUGCAGCGUUUUGAUGCAGAGACGUCGGACGAGGCCGAAGGGCGUAAUGAAGCGGCCGCGACCACCUCAUUUCUGGGGUUGCUCCUUCACUGGGAUCGUGAGGAGCUGGAAGAGAAGCUUGCCCAAAGGGUUCAGGUAUCGACACGUGCUGUUGCGAAGGUGCUUCAGGCCUUUGAUCGUCUAGUGCAACGCAAUCACAAGGUCAUGCUGGCUCUGCGUGGUGGCGCAGCAGCAGGAAACAAUGAAGAGGACGAAGCGCCGUCUGGACCGGACGUGGACGAAGCAAUUCGUCAAUCAAAUGCGGAACUUCAGGAAGAGAACAAAAAUCUGCACACCAUGGUCACCUCCUUGCACGAGAAGAACCACUUGCUGUCCCUCAAAUACCAAGAGCAUAAGGACCGUGCUGAUUCGCUGCAGCUGAAAAAGGAUGAGCUGCGCAACCGAGUGGAAGAGCUGGAAUACGAGCUGGGCAAAGUGCGUGCUCGUGAGGAGAAGCUGGAUGCGCACCUGGCUGAAUGUCUGCAGAGACUCAAGUCACUUCCUAAGGCUUCCGGAAGCACCUCAGAGGAGGGUUCUGGUGCUCUUACGGUGUCUGUUGCACAGACUUCUGCGACAUGUGCCAAGGUCGAGGAGGUUCAGAGCCAGCUGGAGGAGCAGAGGGAGCUAGCUGCAGCGCGCAUCAUGGAGCUGGAACAGCUCCAGCAUGAUUAUAAGGAAUCUCUGAAGAUGGUGGAGCGACUCAAAAUGGACCUACGAAGCCUCCCGGAGACAGUGGUGGUUGAGACAGCGGAGUAUAAGUGUCUGCAGAGCCAGUUCUCUGUGCUCUACAACGAGAGUAUGCAGCUGAAGACCCAGCUGGAGGAGAGCCGCCAGGUUCUGGCAACAUCCAAGAACAGCCACCUGCGCCACAUAGAGCAGAUGGAGAGCGAGGAACUCCUGAUGCAGAAGAAGCUGCGCACGGAGGUGAUCCGCCUGGAAGACGCUCUUGUGCAGGUGCGCAAGGAGUACGAGAUGCUGCGUAUAGAGUUUGAACAGAACCUGGCGGCCACCGAACAGACGGGUCCGAUCAACAGGGAGAUGCGUCACCUCAUCACGUCUCUUCAGAGCCAUAACCGCCAGCUUAAGGGGGAAGUGCAGCGCUACAAGCGGAAGCUCAAGGAAGCUGCCGCUGAAGCGCAUCGGUUGAAGCAGACCCUAGAAAUGUCGCACGUAGCUGUGACAUCAACCGUGCCGUCGUCCGCGUCAUCAACUUCAAGCGAAGGGGGCUCGUCAGCCGGCAGAGAAGACAGUACAGUGGCUCCCGGAAGUGUUUCAGGGGGCCCCCUGACUGGACCUCACCAAGUUGAGGCUAGGCGGUCUGAUGAAGACUCGCAUGAUGAUGACCUGCUGCCCACGGAGAAAGGGAAAACAGAUCCAGAGCUCAUCCGCGAGCUGAAAAUUCAACUCAAAAAAUCUCAAGAAGCUCAAAGGGAAAUGAAGUUGCUUCUGGACAUGUACAAAGGAGCACCGAAGGAACAGAGGGACAAAGUUCAGCUGAUGGCCGCUGAGAAGAAAGCAAGGGCCGAGGUGGAAGAGCACCGCAGCCAGCUCAAGAAGUUCGUGGAGCAGGAACGCAAGGAGAGACGUAAACUGGCAGACGAGGAUGCGAUGAAAAAGAUACGUUCCCUCGAGGAGACUGUAGCUGCCCUGCACAAGAACUUGGCUGCACAGAAGCAAGAAGAAGAGGCCCUUCUCAACGAAAUGGAAGUGACGGGCCAGGCAUUUGAGGACAUGCAAGAACAGAACCUAAGGCUCAUCCAGCAGUUACGCGAGAAAGACGACGCGAAUUUUAAACUCAUGUCCGAGCGGAUCAAGUCGAACCAGAUCCAUAAAAUGCUGCAGGAAGAGAAGGGUACGCUGGCGGAACAGGUCGCCACGCUGCAGGCGCAGGUGGAGUCGCAGAACCAGGUUGUGAGAAAGCUGGAAGAGAAAGAGCGGCUCCUGCAGAACAGCUUAGCAACCCUGGAGAAAGAGUUGAGCCUGCGGCAGCAGGCGGCCGAAAUGCACCGCCGCAAGGCCGUGGAGUCUGCGCAGUCGGCUGCGGACCUCAAGUUGCAUUUGGACAAGUACCUUGCGCAGCUGAAAGACGCGCAGAGCAUAGUGACGGACCGUGCUGCUGUCCUUUCCCAGGAGGCCUUCAAGACCAAGCGCUUGCAGGAAGAAAUCAUAUCGCUUCGCAGAAAAGUUGAGCGGGCCAAGAAAUUUGAACUGGCGAGUAACACGGACGAAGUGCUUGUGGAGGAGAUCAAGGAAUAUAAGGAGUUGCUGACAUGUCCAUCAUGCAAGGUGAAGCGCAAGGACGCAGUACUGGUGAAAUGCUUCCAUGUUUUCUGUUACGAUUGCCUCAAGACCCGUUAUGAAACCAGGCAACGCAAGUGUCCCAAGUGUAAUGCUCCCUUUGGCACCAAUGACUAUCACCGGUUGUAUCUCACAUGAGCCAUGAUGUAUUUAUUUCUCUCAUUUCUGUGUCACCAUAAGAAGAGUCUGUAAUGUACAUAUAUUUCCCUCAUGUUGGAAUAAUAAAACAGUCCACCGAGGUGCUGUA